UUCCGCCACCUUGCAAUUCUCUUUGCUGUGCGGUUCUCUUUCGCCUGCGACUUAAAACAAGGGGCAGGGCAGGCAGUGAUGGUUGGUCAUGGUUUCUCCCCCCUCCUCGAGGAAGCUAUGCUGACGUUUGUUUCUCCUCUGCCGGGUUGGUGGGGAGGUAGUUAUUUAUUUAUUUCGAAGGGGCUAUAAAUUAGGAUAGCGAGAGCUGGGAGGAGGAGUGCACUCAGCUCUUGACAGAAGCCGGAGGAAAAACAGCGCCUGUGGAGUUUUCCUUGCUGCAGACAUCCAUCCUUGGGAAGCAGACAUUCUCUCUUCCUGCCUACACAGAUACCCACCCCCCCCAAAAGAUGAGAGGCCUCUGUUUUUACCUGCUCUCCAUCCUCUGCCUCGCCUCCUCCCAAAAGGUGCCCAGGCUGAAGCUCAAUCUGCAAGAUGCCCAGAGGUUCAAUUUCAGUGAACGUGAGAGACCGGCGGCCAUGUUCCACGAGCCCGGCUCCAACCAAGUCCUCGUCGGAGGCCGGGGGAAGCUGUUGCUCUUGACGUUUACGGACUCCGAAGUCACUCCGAAAGAGGUCCCCCUGAAGGCUGAUGAGAAGGCAGAAAAGGACUGUAAAAGCAAGCCCAGAGCAGCGUGGGAGGACUGUGACAAUUUCAUCCAAGUGAUUGAGAAAGUGGACAACAAAAUGAUGGUCUGUGGAACCAACGCGGCUUCUCCCAAGUGCUGGUUUCUGGUCAACACCACAACCUUCCAAACGGACAAGCAAGGCCGGAAUAUCACCGCUUCAGGGGAAAACAUCUCACCAGCAUCACCAUCCCAGAACGCCGUGGUCAUCACUGUAGAAGACACCCUUUAUUCUGCAUUCUCUGGAGAAAAAAGCAGCAUCCAGAGAAGCUAUGGGAAGAAGAAGGGGCUGAAGACAGAAAACAGCUGGCUGCCCCCAGGAGCGGAGUUUGUUGGUGCCGCCCUGCUGGCAGAGAAGGACCAGAGCAAAGACGAAAUCUUCUUCUUCUACAACGAGGUCAACCAGUCGGCCGGGCUGGACGAGGAGCCUUACAAAGCUGGGCUCGGGCGUGUCUGCAAGGUGGACCAAGGCGGCAGGCCUGUCAUGGCGGAUUCCUGGAGCACCUUCCUCAAGGCGAGGCUGGUGUGUGGACACCCCACUGAGCCCAUGCGCUUCCACCGCCUCCGGGACGCCUUCGUCUCCAGGAAAGAGGGCGGCAAGGGCGAGACGGUGCUGUACGGCGUCUUCUCCAGUGCCUGGGGUUCAUCUGCUGUCUGUUCGUACUCGAUGAACCGGAUCAGCAACGUUUUCAAGACUUCGAAGUUCAAAGGGGUCACCGGCCCCAUCCCUGUGCCCAGACCCGGCAUGUGUGUGCCACCAGAUGGUCACCCUCCGUUGCCCAAAUCUACCCUGACCUUCAUUAAGGACCACCCCGAAAUCGACUCGGUCAUCUACCCGGAUGAAGAGCACCCCCUCUACAUCCUCCAGAACAACGACACGUACACCCAGGUGGUGGUGGAUAGCGUGCAGGAUGCUGCCGGCAUCUCCCGCGAUGUCCUCUUCCUGGGAACAGCCAAAGGGAAGAUCCACAAGGUGCUGAGAAGCAAAGACCAGACGGUGAUUGUUGCUGAGCUGAGUCCCUUCAAGAAGGAAGCCCCUGUCUCUUCUAUGAUCUUGGACGACGAUUCGGGCCACCUGUACGCCAGCACCGAGUUCGAGGUGGUGCGCCUGCUGUUGGCCGACUGCGACCAGUACAAGGAAAACUGCUGGAAGUGUAUCCUGGCCCGUGACCCAUAUUGUGGGUGGGACGGGGAACAGAAGACUUGCUCCAUUGUCUCCCAGGACAGUAACUCCACUGGCAGCUUGCUUCAGAACCUAGAUUCAUCGAGCACAGCUUCCAUGUGUGAAAACGCUGAAGAAAAGUUAGCCCAGGAGGCUCUCAAGAAAGUGAGUGUAGAUCCCACUGGCUACAUCUACCUGCCGUGCCCUCUGCGGUCUCACCACGCCAUCUACACCUGGGUCAAAGAUGACAAGACGUACCCAUGCUCCAUGGACGAACAGUCCUGCACCCUCCGUUUCGGGGAGAGCACCCCGAUGGACCAGGGGGUCUUUAAGUGCACCUCCAGAGAAGAAGGUUACCAAGAGGAAAUCACAGCCUUCAAAGUCACCCUCAACAGUGGUCGGAUCCCAGAAGUCUCCGUGGCAGUCAUGGCUAUGGGCAUCUUGUUCCUCACCAUAACAAUUCUCUUGCUAUAGACCAGGCUGCAGAUCUCUUCACACACUGCCAACUAAUUGUCUGUCUGUCUUUGAAAACGAAACAAGGGGCACCAAAUUAUCCCGACCCACCUGCCCAUUCUUGAGCAUUGGGCAAAUCGCACCCAAUUCAACAAAAAUGGAUCCAUCAUCCAUCAACUUUCUCCAAGCCCACUAUUUCAUCCCACACACACAAAAAGAGAAUUAAUUCCCCGGCUCCUAAUUCCAGAAUAGCCUUUCACUAGGAAAUGCUGAGAGUCAGAGGAGAAUCAAGGAAGGCAAGACUUGUCAUUGAUUGUUUGAUUUGUCCAUUCCAGUAUGAUUAGCAAUGAAAGAAUAUUUAUUGAGCCAUCCUGGAAUAAACUCUGGCUCAAUCCAACCCCGCAAACCAUUUUGUUUUCCCAGUGGCCCUUCCCAACUUGGGUAGGGUUUACCCAGAGUUUAUUUCCUUUUUUUAAGCAAACCAUUUUCCAGUAAUGAAAAGAAAUGCACUCCACACUUUAUUGUUACAUUUCUGUUCUAGAUUCUGGACAUAAUAACCCAAGGCUUUGUCUUGUUGCAUGAGCUACACAGUCUGUGAAAUCUUUACUGCUAGAAGGCAUGGGAUUGUAUUGGGUUCCAUGCCCAACUCUUAAGAAUUGGGACUUCUAUGUAGCGAAACAGCUUCUGGGCCUGGGCUGCCAUUUUGGAGCAAAUGUUGGCCAAACUUCUGCCUUACUUCAUAAGCUGGAUGCCAAAACAGCUGUCAACAUCUGCCAGAACUCAACUGCCUGUGUGUUUGAAUUCACCCAGAAGCGGAUUAUCUCAAAAAGAUCAAAGUUGGACGCUUUUUUGCCGUCGUACCCUCACGCCAAUGAUUCCUAGCUUCUUUUUCCAGUUUGUCAGUGUGCAAGGCCCAGCCUAUAUAAUGUUUACAAUCCUAACAGUGCAUGCAGUUAUUGCAUUUUAUAUAUAUAUAUGAAAAAAUCAGCGGGAAGGUUCUGUAAAGGAGUGAGAGGAAGGAUCCAGUUAUGAAGGAACGCAACCGUAGGUUGAUGACCAGCUGAAAGUGAAGAAGGGGUUUUGGGUUUCAUAAUGCAUAAUGAACUGAACCAAACACAAGAGGGGCGAAGGCUGCAUUCGGGUGGUGUUGAUCACGGCAUGCUCUUUCCCAAAAAAACUUGGGAAUUGAAAGAGAGGAACCAGGAAGCUUCUAAGAUAACUGCGCCUCUGCCCCAGCGGUGGAGCGUAUGCCCACGAUGCCCAGGGUGGGUGCAUGGGGGUGCGCCCCCUUCACAAAAUUGCAACUGGGGUGAC
Messenger RNA from Podarcis raffonei (Aeolian wall lizard), 3551 nucleotides. Its product is annotated as semaphorin-7A-like. The record is from RefSeq and is a predicted model, not a curated record. The transcript has 14 exons. Lineage: Eukaryota; Metazoa; Chordata; Lepidosauria; Squamata; Lacertidae. Bases 348 to 2258 code for a protein of 636 amino acids. Gene Ontology annotation, molecular function: semaphorin receptor binding; chemorepellent activity. Gene Ontology annotation, biological process: neural crest cell migration; semaphorin-plexin signaling pathway; axon guidance.